This is a messenger RNA of Vitis vinifera (wine grape), 1911 nucleotides long. Its product is annotated as laccase-14. Lineage: Eukaryota; Viridiplantae; Streptophyta; Magnoliopsida; Vitales; Vitaceae. Bases 10 to 1803 code for a protein of 597 amino acids. Gene Ontology annotation, biological process: lignin catabolic process. Gene Ontology annotation, molecular function: hydroquinone:oxygen oxidoreductase activity; copper ion binding. The record is from RefSeq and is a predicted model, not a curated record. Gene Ontology annotation, cellular component: apoplast. The transcript has 7 exons.
UCUCAGUCAAUGCAACAAAGCAGGAAAGAAGCUAUGGGGUCGAAGAAGAUGGGUUUUUUCUUGAAGUUGCUUGUGCUUGUGCUUAUGAGUGGAAUGCUUGUUUGCAGUGUCCAAGGAGACGCCCACUACUAUGACUUUGUUCUGAAGAAGUCCAAUUUCACAAGGCUGUGCAGCACAAAAAGCAUGCUGACUGUGAAUGAAAGCUUUCCAGGGCCAGUCAUUCGGAUUCACAGAGGCGAUACGGUCUACGUAAACGUGCAGAAUGAAGGCGAUUAUGGCGUCACCAUUCAUUGGCAUGGAGUGGAGCAAACAAGGAAUCCAUGGUCGGACGGCCCAGAGUACAUCACACAGUGCAGCAUUCAACCAAGAACAAACUUCACAUACGAGGUGAUAUUGGGUAAAGAUCAGGAAGGAACUCUUUGGUGGCAUGCCCAUAGUAACUGGACAAGGGCCACUGUCCAUGGUGCUAUUGUUGUUUUGCCAGCUGAAGGAACCACCUAUCCAUAUCCCAAGCCUGAUGCUGAAGAAGUUAUUGUGCUUGCAUCUUGGUUCGAGGGAGAUGUGAACUUGCUGGUUCAGGAGGCUCUGCUCCAAAAUUCCACUUCAUCUACUCCGGUAUCAGAUGCUUACACCAUCAACGGCCAGCCAGGAGAUUUUGCAGCAUGCUCCAAUGGAACAACAUAUCGUUUACUGGUGGAUUAUGGCAAGACCUAUCUUCUUCGCAUAGUGAAUGCAAUCAUGAACUCGGAAACCUUCUUCGCCAUAUCCGGCCACAACCUCACUGUUGUUGGCACCGACGGAACCUACACCAAACCAUUUGUCACCAGUUUCAUAAUGAUCACCCCGGGACAAACCAUGGAUGUCCUGGUCACAAUGGACCAGGCUCCAAGUUACUAUUACAUGGCUGCCAGGCAGUUUGUAUCUGAAAAUCCUGAAGUUCCCGACUUCGAUGAUUCAAAUGUUACUGCAAUUAUUCAAUAUAGAGGCAACUACACACCCCCGGCCGCACCUUCCUUUCCAGCCAACCUUCCUGCUUACCACCAAUUGGGGGUUGCAUACAGCUUUUUGUCCCAGUUUCGGAGCUUAGCAAGCCCAGAGCACCCAGUGAAUGUGCCUCUAGAUAUAACUACUAGAAUGUACAUCACAGUGGCAAUGAAUUCAGUGGUCUAUGAAGAUGAGGGGACAACAGGGACUUACAUAGCUUCAAGCUUGAACAACAUUAGUUUUCUGAACCCCGAGAUGGAUGUGCUGCAAGCCUACUACAGGCAUGUUGGUGGAGUUUAUACCACAGAUUUCCCAGACCAUCCGUCCUACUAUUUUAACUUCACCGGGUACGAUAUGCCUUCCGACGUAACAAUGCAGGCGACUAAGGUGAAGGUCCUCAACUACAAUGAAUCAGUGGAGAUCAUAUUCCAGGGAACUAAUGUGCAAUAUACACCCGAAGAUCAUCCACUGCAUCUACAUGGUUAUACCUUUUAUGUGAUUGGGUCGGGUUAUGGAGUUUUCGACAAUGAGACUGAUCCCCAAGGGUUUAAUUUGGUUGACCCACCUGAACGGAACACCGUUACAGUUCCUCAGAAUGGAUGGGUUGCCCUCAGAUUUGUAGCAAAUAAUCCUGGUGUAUGGCUAUGGCACUGUCAUUUGGAUCGACAUCUCACCUGGGGUAUGGACACUGUUUUCAUAGUGAAGGACGGCGGCACGCCUGAGACCAGUAUCCUUCCACCUCCUGCAUACAUGCCGCCAUGCCAAGAUCCAUCCCCAAUUGUGCUGGAAGAUUUCAGUGAUUCAGUAAAAGCCUGGUGAAAGAAGGCUAGCGUUUUACCAGUUCAACUAGCAGGUCUGCAGAUACUCAGAACUCUGUUUCCUAUAUGGAAAACUUGAAAUCAAUUCAUAUUAUUUCAGUACAUGGAA